UGAUUGCAAAAAAAUUAUUGUUCUUAUUACGAAUGUUUUUUAUCACGUAUUAUUUAAUCUCGUAAUGCCACUGAAAUUCAUCGUGUCGCAAAAAGGAGGAAAACAGUUAUUGCUCAAUGAUUAUAUAUAUACACGCAAAACUAACCAAAAUCGAUUGAAGUAAUUGUGGAGCUUCACGAUCACGCUCAUGCACAAGAAGAAAUAGAGAUGGCUCGAACUAAAAGCAUAUAUAUGUAACGCUAUUGAUCGUAUAAUAUCCUCCGUACAUUUAUUUAUUAUAAAAUAUUCUUCCAUUGACAGAUUUAACGCUACGAAAAUAAAAUUUAUCUAAUAAUAAAACUACUCAUUAAUUGAUAUCGAAGCUAGCGAAAGAGUUAGAUCAUGUAAUAAAGAAAAAGAAGAAGUGGUUAGACUCUGAAUGACAAAUUUACCAUCGAUGCUGUCACUUUGAUGUUUGGAAAUAUUUUUUAUUAUCGCUUAAUGAUGAAAAUUACAUAUAUUAUACAGAAAACCAAUUUUGAUUUAGUUAGAACAUAAUACAGUCCUGAAUAUUUUCUACCAUAACCUGAAUAAAAUCCAUUUGUCUGUUAUUAUAAAUAUGGAUUUCGCACGAUAGGUUUUGAUACAAAUCAAUAUUGUGUGGUGCGAUUAUAAAGCUUUUAGUUCACAAACAUAAACAAAACGUCCGUCAUGUGGAUAAACAAGAUCAUUUUAAGUAUAUUUUUUGUGAGUGUGUCAUGCAACAAAAUUGAAUAUACAAACAUAUCUGCCAUACAAAAUCAACUUAUCGUUUUCAAACACAUGAGUCAACUACUCGAUUUGUGUUUCACUAACGUAACGAAUCCGAUUGUUAUGAGUGAAAAUGUAUUCAAUACAUUUCGUCUAACUGCACCCAAAUCAUUGAAGAGACCUAUUAUGAUUAUCAGUACUAAUUUUGAGAACAAAGAUAUUCAACUACAUUUGCAUUCGCAUCCAACAUAUGUGCUGACGGCACAAUCAAAUAUGGAAUUUGGAAAACUCCUUAUCAAAUUAAGAAGCUCACGUUUUUGGAACGUUGCUUCGACAUUCUUCUUAGUUUUGGAGUUAGAACAAUGUGAUGAAUCAGCAUUUACUUUACUUUUUAUACUAUGGAAAGUUAACUCAUUAUCCUCGUUUGUGGUAUGCCAUGAGAUUGGCCGUGGAACUUCACUGUACAUUUUUAACCCAUUCACGAAACGAGCACCAGAUCCAUGGAUUGAAGUUGAAUUAAUUUACGAGCCAAAUCCACAAUUUACAGCUUACAGGCGACCCUUUUCUAAUGAUCUCACAACCUGUUACAAUCUCGACUUCGAUAAGACCAAGUUUUUGGAUCGUUAUCCUAUUAAAGUGGCUGCAUUCACCAAACAACGUGAUUUCAUAGAGAAGGAUGUGUUUCCUCGCUUGAACGUAACUGUGUUGAAAAAUAUAUUUCAACAGGCGAACGAUGCAGAUCUGGCGCAUAAUUCAUUAAUUAACGAUGAAACCGAUAUCAGUCAGGCCCAAUAUGAUGUUAACGACGCGGUAGAUGAAGAUAUCGAUGUAAUUCCAGUGACUAUGGAUAUGCGUUUUAUCAUCGUAACACAAAAAAAAACUUAUAGGUCACUAGUUCGUGACAUUGUUGGUGUUUUUGAUCUUUAUUCAGGUAUCGCAGUUAUCGUUAUUCUAUUGAUUAUUACCAUUAUGAUAAUAUUGACUAAUGGCUAUCAGAUUCGCUUGGCGUUACUAGAUGUUCUUAAGUUGUUAUUAAGUAUGGGGAUGGAUGCACCUCUCGAUCGAUUUGCGAUGAAAAUUCUUUUUUUCACAGCAUUUAUUUUCAUUUUCACAUUUGAUCCAGCUCUCCAAGGGCAACUAUCCGCAAUUUUAACACGACCACCAUCUUAUAACGUAGAAACACUAAAAGAUCUUUACGAUCAUAAGUACCAUUUACAUUAUUAUCAAAGUUUACACCGAGAAAUGAUAGGAGAAGAAUUGUGGACAACCGUUGAGGAUAUGAGGUUUCUACAUCCUAGUUUAGAAGCAUUUCCGUAUAAGUGUCUGAAAUUAGCCACCCAAGAUGAUACAGUUGCGUGUAUUUAUCCCGAAAAUAUGACAAUUAGAGAUGCGUUAGAGAAACAGAAUUUGUACAUAUCAAAAACCUUUUUGUUUCAAUCAAAUUCUGUAUAUUUGACCCGUAGGGAUUGGCCCCUAAAAGAUCAAAUUCAUAAAAAUUUAUUAAACGCGAUCGAAUCUGGUUUCCACCAAAAAUUUGAUAGAAGUAUGAUAAAGAAUCCACUCAAAAAAAAGAGGAAAGUUGAUCGAAUUAAAAAAAUUUUAAAGUAUGAUGAAGUUGACGCGAUUGAUCUUGAAUAUUUUUAUGUAUUUUUUGCAUUCAUUCAGCUUUUAGCAAUUCUUAUAUUUGGCAUUGAAUAUUUGAUUGCACAAUAUCGACGCCGGAGACAAUGAUUCAAUUGCCCCCUUCGAAAAUUUUUAUCUUAAAAUUUUUAUUUUUUGUACUUUAAUGACAAUAAUUGAUUCACUUUUGAAAUUUUUAUGCAAAUAGAGUAAACUUUUUUUUUCAACAUGGACGAUAAUAAUAUAUAUUUUUACCAGUGGGUAUAUAUGUAACUUGCACGAUAUGUUCAUUAACAAAUCGAUAAAUUAUUAUAAUACUUUUUGAUGAUUGUUUCGUAAUUAUUUUGUUCAAUAGACAUAAUUAUGCAAUUGUUUCUAAAUAAUAAAUCAUUAAUGAGAGAAAUUAGCUUGAAAAAUGUGUAUACAUUAGAGAAGUAUAUGGGGCAAGUUCAUGAUUAAAUCUAUCGGUACUAUUUUACAUUGAGUUGAAGAAAAUAGUUUGUUUUUAGAAUACAAACAAGCGACAUUUUUUCAGUCUCUUAUUAGUAAAAAUAAUUAAUAUGAAUUUUAAUGAUUUACUAAUACUUCUAAAUAAAAUUUGAAUUCUCAUUGUGUCAUUAAUUUUAAUUGCAAGUUAUAGAAUACAGCGAUACAGUUUAUUGUAAAUAAUUAAAUUUAUAAUACGACUAGCCAAUAUUGAUUCAAACAAUAUCACUUGAAUUAUUUUGAUGAAUUUUUUAAACAAAUUUGGAUUGUGACUUUGUCUUCCAAUUUCAACAAAUUUAGUGAUUGCUACAAAUAUUAUUCAAUAACGAGAGAAACAGAGUUAUUCUGCACAUAAAUCAAUAUCGUUAGAAUUACACUCGGAGUUUCAAUGUCAUGCUUACAUGCAAAAAAUGGCAUUUUCUAUAUGAAUCGACAUUAUAUUAUUUUAAGUAAUUAUCAAGCUUCUAGGCCACAGUCAUAUGUCGCAUGCAAGAAGAAGUACCGAUGCAUUAGACUAAUACAAUGUACGUGUAGAACUAUUGAUCGUUAUUUGUUUCAUUUUGCAAACUGAUGUGAAACAUUUUAUUUAAAUUCGAAUCUAACUAUUGCUUUUUUCGUAAAUUUAUUUAAUUAUGGAUCUUUAUUCAAUAUUGUAAAUUGGUCGCGUUAAUAAUUCCAGAAGAACUUAAAUUUGUAUACGCUCAUUACCUAGUAUUAGGAAACUCUCUAAAGUUAAAAGAGCGUGUAAUUUUAUUUUUAUCGUCAAUCCUUCCAUUGACGUUUUUAAUAGCUAAAAAUUGAGAAAACUAAAUUUUGAAAACCAAUAUGACAUUUAGCAUAAAUUAUACGCCUUUUUGGCUUUCAAACUUUAUUUUUCCUAUCAUCAGUUUCAGGAAAAGUCUACAAUAUGAUUAGCAGUAAAAAAUAAAAUCAUGCACCUUUUGGUUUUCAAUUUAGUGACUGAAGCCAUAAGAGCGUAUAAAAAUCUAAGUACUUUUGGAACUUGUGACGCAAAGCAUUAAUUUAAUCAACUAUACAAUAAGCAAAAUAAUUCAAAUCCAGAAUCAUCAAAACGUAGAAUAGAUAAAUUAAUGGCCUAUUUGGCACCUAGAUUUAAAUCAACGUCUUUUAGUAUAUCAAAAGAUGAUUGAAAGUUAAGAAAAAAGAAGAUAAUCUAGAUGGAACACGCGAAUCGAUUGAAAAAUGUGCAAUGACGCAUUUAUUUACCACCAAGUCAGUACUUAUUAGCCAAUAGCUUCAUUCCACCGCUCUUCAAAGUGAUAAUCCUCUUCAUAAUGGAAAGAACGCAUGCGUAGAUCACUUUGUUAAUCUACGUGGAAACAACACACACAUGAGUCCUCACUUGAUGAAGAACUUAGUAACUCAAAAGAGACCGAACAAUAUAACUUUUAGUGUUCAAAUGAGUCAGUUCUAAUUGUACUAUCACUUUAAGUAGACGUUUGUUCUAUAGGAAUUUGAUUUAUUUAUUUUCGUUAAUAUUAUGAUUAUAAAAUAUCAAUAAUGAUAAAAUUCUUUGCUCAGAAUAAUCAGUUUAAAUAAUUUAGUUUAUCAUUACAAAAUCGAUUUGCCGUGGAGAAUAACAAUUAAUCUGAAAGUCAUGUGGAUAAAGAAUAUUAUUUUGUCUUUUUUUUUUGUGAGCGUUUCGUGCAAUAAAAUUCUGUAUAGAGAUAUAUCUGCUUUGCAAAAUGAUCUAGUUGUCUUCAAACAUACGAGUCAACUACUCGAUUUGUGUUUCUCUAAUGUAACGAAUCCAAUUGUUAUGAGUGAAAAUGUAGUUGAUGCGUUUCGUGUAACUGCACCUGAAUUACUGAAGAGACCUAUCAUGAUUAUCAAUAAUAAUUUUGAGGCAAAAGAUGUUCAGCUCUAUUUGCCUUCGCAUCCAACGUACGUGUUGUCUGUACGGACGAUUGCAGAAUUGGAGGAACUCCUUAAUAAAUUAAGGCGCUCACCUUCCUGGAACAUCGCGUCAACGUUCUUCUUAGUGUUGAAGACGAAAAAAUGUAAUAUAUCGGCGUUUUUGUUACUCUCAAAACUCUGGUCCUUUAAUUUAUUAUCCUCGUUUGUGGUAUGUCACGAGGUUGGCCAUGGAACCUCACUCUAUACUUUUAACCCAUUUACGAAACGAGCACCAGAUCGGUGGAUUAAAGUAAAGUUAAUUGACAUGCAGAUUCCGCGGUUUACUGUUUACAAACGACCAUUCGUUAAUGAUCUCACAAUUUUUGACAAUCUCAAUUUCGAUAAGACCAAGUUUUUGGAUCUUUAUCCUAUUAAAGUGGCUGCAUCCAACAAAUAUCGUGAUUUCAUAGAGCAAGAUGUAUUUCCUCACUUGAACGUAAGUGUGAUCAAAACUAUGUUUCGACAAACAGAAAAUUCAGACCCAGUUUUUGAUUCGUUAAUUUACGGUAAAAAAGAUAUCAGUCAUAGUCAAUAUGAUGUUAACGACCUGCCAAAUGAAUACGUAGACGCAAUUCCAGUGACUUACGACUUGAGUCUUGUCAUCGUAACCCAAAAAAGAACUUUCAUAUCUCGUGUUCGUGAAAUCGUUAGUAUUUUUGAUCUUCAUUCUGGUAUCGCAAUUAUUAUUAUUCUAUUAAUUAUUACCAUUAUGAUAAUAUUGACUAAUGGCUAUCAGAUUCGCUUGGCGUUCCUAGAUGUCCUUAGGUUGUUAUUGAGUAUGGGGAUGGAUUCACCUCUCGAUCGAUUCGCGAUGAAAAUUCUUUUUUUUACCGCAUUCUUAUUUGUCUUCACAUUUGGUCCAGCUCUUCAAGGGCAACUAUCCGCGAUCUUAACAAGACCACCAUCUUAUAACGUAGAAACACUAAAAGAUCUAUACGAUCAUAAAUACCACUUGCAUUAUGAUUUAAGUUUACACCGACAGAUAAUAAAUGAAGAAUUAUGGACAACAGUUGAAGAUAUGAGCUUUCUACAUCCUGGUUUCGAAGUAUUACCCGAUGAUUGUCUUAAAUUAGCCACUCAAGAUAAUACGGUCGCGUGUAUUUAUCUUGAACAUUUGACAAUUAAACGCGCGUUGAAUGAAAAGAACUUGUACAUAUCAAAAACAUUCUCAUUUAAAACAAAUUUCGUUUAUGUGACCCGUAGGGAUUGGCCCCUAAAAGAUCGAAUUCAUAAAAAUUUAUUGAAUGCGAUCGAAUCUGGUUUCCGGCAAAAAACUUUUAGAAGUUUGAUUAAAAAUCCACUGAAAAAAAAGAAAAAAGUUGAUAGAAUUAAAAAAAUUUUAAAGUAUGAUGAAGUAGACGCGAUAGAUCUCGAAUAUUUCUAUAUAUUUUUUGCAUUUAUUCAGCUUUUAGCAGUUCUUAUAUUUGGCAUUGAAUUUUUGGUUGCACAAUUUCGGCGUCGGAGACGUUAAAUAAUAACUUUGUUAUUUAGAUAGUGAGUUUUUUUCUAUGAUUGAUAGCUGCUAUAUAAUAACGUAUAAUUCUUCCUAUUAAUUUGAGUAAGAUUAAAAAAUUUUCGAAUAAUUCGAAACUUCGAAUAAUCCGGAAAUUCGAAUUAUUCGAUUCAAAUUACGAAUCAAAUGAUUAUAUUGCAUUCGAUAGGAAUUCGAUUCACACACCUCUAUAUGUAUAUAUGUCAUUAUUUGCUUUUAAGUGGAGACAAUAUUAUUAUCUUAUCCACCAAUGAUUCCAAAAAAUCUAACUAGAAGAUGAAUGAUCUUAAAAUAACGUCAAUUGAUGUGAAUCCACUUUGAAGUUUUAAAUAUAACAUUUUUCCUGUUAUAAAAUAUUAUUCCUAUUUAAAAUAAAUACUUAAUGCAUUAGUGACACUAUUUAUUCAUUUUUACUAUUGACUGACUUAUAAAAAAAAGACCAUGUAGACUUUUCACCGUUGAUCUCUAAAAGUAUUUUAUAGAUUGCGAUUAAUAUGUUAAAUUAUAAACAUCAAUUCAAAUAUAAUUCGUUUCAUGAAGUUACAGAUAAUGGCAUAAUAUGAAUCUAUUGACGUUUAUUACCGAAAAAUAUAAAUAAUUGUUUUUUUUAAUAAUUAUCGCAAUUAUGUAAGAAAUUUUUAGCGUUCCUGUGGAGUUAUUGAUAAUGAAGAGUGAUGCGAUAUGUAUAAGUUUCUUCGAAUUUAUUGUUGUCCUAAUAAGAUUUUCGUAUAUUUAUAUGAUUGUUAAACUGUUUGUUUACCAUAGUGACUU
This is a messenger RNA of Microplitis mediator, 7015 nucleotides long. RefSeq lists its product as uncharacterized. The transcript has 7 exons. The coding region runs from base 691 to 2460 and encodes 589 amino acids. Lineage: Eukaryota; Metazoa; Arthropoda; Insecta; Hymenoptera; Braconidae. The record is from RefSeq and is a predicted model, not a curated record.